CGGGUGGGCAAAAAAGGACCGAACAGUAACGAUGACGUAGUACGGCUGCUGCACACAUGUGAUCGCUGACAGAAAAAAGCGAUACAGAGAAAGAAGGUGCCAUCGUCCAUCAGCUUUUGACAGCCGCAGGUCCUCGACGUGAAGAUGAAACGAACAUGAUCAGGAGCAAUGAUGGCGCCUCUAAACGUGAGUGGAGGAGGGCGAGGGUGCCAGAAACGCUUCACCUUCUGUCCGCCGUCAUCGUCUGGCUGGUGACCGGGACCACCAUAUCCAGCCUGAACAAAUGGAUCUUCGCCGUCUACAACUUCAGAUACCCGCUGCUCCUGUCGGCCCUGCACAUGCUGACAGCCAUCGUGGUAGACUAUGGGCUGAUCAAGUACUGGUUCGUCCGCCGCAGAGGGCUUGAUGAGCACGGCCUGACGUCCAGCGCCAAGUUCAAGGUGUUUCUGCUGAGCCUGACCUUCUGUGCCAGCAUAGCGUUUGGAAACGUGGGGCUCAAUUAUGUUCAGCUUUCCUUCGCCCAGAUGAUCUACACCACCACCCCCAUCUUCACGCUGGCCAUAUCGUCCCUGGUCCUCGGGAAGCAGCACCACAUCCUCAAGUACACAGCCAUGAUGCCCAUUUGCCUCGGGGCGUCGUUCAGCAUUAUGGGCGAGGUCCAGUUUGACCAGACCGGCUGCUUGUUUGUUUUUGCUGCCACCAUGUUACGUGGCGUGAAAAGCAUCCAACAAAGUAUCUUGCUCCAGGAGGAGAAGAUCCACUCAGUUUUCCUGCUCUACCUGAUGGCCAUCCCCAGCUUCUGCAUCCUGGCCGUGGCCGCCCUGGUGCUGGAGAACUGGGCCGGCCUGCAGUCUCCUGUUCACUAUGACCGUCAUCUCUGGGGCUUCAUUCUGCUCAGCUGCUUGGGCUCUGUGCUCUACAACCUGGCCAGCUGCUGCGUCAUCAGCCUUACCUCUGCUGUUACCCUGCACAUCCUGGGCAACCUCAACGUGGUGGGCAAUCUACUGCUGUCACAGCUACUGUUUGAGAGCCAGUUGUCAGCCCUGAGCUGUGCUGGAGCCGCUCUGACCCUUUCUGGUAUGAUCAUCUACCAAAACUCUGAGUUGAUUGCUGGGUUUCUGGACGCCCGUCAGGCCAGACCUGCAGUGGCCAGCCAUGAGAGGAAAACCAGCACUAGAGAGGCAGAACCAGAUUCAGGAUCAACUUCCAAAACAUCAUCUGAUAUGGAGCCACCUCUAAAUCAGUCUUUAGAGCUAUCUUCAGAAAAGUGCCACACUGAAGAACCAUGGGCAGAACUGUACAACGACCUAGAACCAUAUCUUGAUCUUGAGCCAUCUCUAGAAACUUCUCCAAUACUCUCCCCUGACCUAGAACCAUCUCCAGAUGCAUCUCCUUCAAUGUAUCAAGAUUUAGAGCCAUCUCCUCCAAUACUCUCCCCUGACCUAGAACUGUCUCCAGAAGCAUCUCAAAAAUUGUGUGACAAUCUAGUGCCAUGUCCAGAAACAUCUCCAAAACUGCACAAUGACAUAAAACUGUCCCCAGAACUGUAUCAUAAUCUAGAAACAUCUCCAGAACUGCACCAAGACCAAGAAACAUGUGCAGGAAAUUCUCUAAAACUGCACAAUGGCUUAGAAUUCUCUUUAGAAACAUCUCCAGAAUUGUAUCAUAAAUCUGAAUCAUCUCCAGAAAUGCAUCAAGACCUCAAACCAUGUCUAGAAACAUCUCCAGAACUGCACCAAGACCUAGAACCAUGUACAGAAGCAUCUGUAGGACUGUACAGAGACCUAGAGUUAUUGCCAGAAACAUCUCCAGAACUGCACCAUGAACUACAGCCCUGUCCAGAAACAUCUUCAGAAGUGCACCAAGACCUAGAACCAUGUGCAGAACCAUCUCCAGAACUGUACAAUGACCUAGAGUCAUUGCCUGAAACAUCUCCCGAAGUGUAUCAUGAAUCAGAAGCAUCCCCAGAAGUGCACCAAGACCUAGAAUCAUGUCCAGAAACACCUCCAGAACUGUACCAUGACUUUCCAGAAGCAUCUCCAGGACUGUAUGAUGACUUAAGACCAGCUCCAGAAACAUCUCCAGAACUGCACCAAGACCUGGAACCAUGCUCAGAAACAUCUCCAGAACUGCUCCAAGACUUAGAACUAUAUCCAGAAGCUUCAGAACUGCUAGAUGACCUUCCAGAAACAUCUCCAGCAUGGUACAGUGACCUAGAACUAUGUCCAGAGCCAUCUCAAACAUGCGAUGACCUCAAAAAAGCAUUUCCAGAACCUCCAGAGCUUUUUCCAGAACCAGCCCCCCAAGCUGACAUGUGGACAGAAAAGCAGACACAUGAGAAAAUGGACUGAAGUGUGAAAGAGUGUGGACUGGUGACUCGGGGAGCUGUGGUCAGUACUAAUGUGGAAUUGCCUCCACAUGAUCUGAAGAUUCGAAUGUGUCUGAUAAAGACUUUCACUCAAGUCACUUCUGGUACCUCCUCACUGUGCCAACGUGUGUAAUUUCAGUUAUGGCCAAGCGCACAAGAACUGUAUCUGACUUCAACAUAUGCCUUCUGAAAGCAGUGGCUUCCUCCGUUGUCGUCCUUUUCUUUGCUUGUUUGUUCUUAAGUGACCUCCAUUUCUCUGACUUACAGCCGGUACGCACUCACACACACUGCACUCAAUGCAGUGGGACUGUGUGAAGUUUCUCUGCACCAUCUGGAUGACUGUCAUCUCCACUGUGAAUUAACCAGCAGCCGAAGCGGCUGCAAACUUAUGUAUAUAUAAACUGUUGGCAGACUGUCCAAGCACUUUUUGGAACACCUCUCUGAGGGUGGAGAGUGAAGAGAAAGUAGGAGUAGUGUUUAAAAAAACAGGAUACAUUUAAGUUACUGAUCUUCUUGUCCCCAGUCUGGGUGGGGCUUUUUAAAGGCAGCUUUUCUGUGUGGAUUUCAGAUGUGCUGCAUUUGUUGCCUUUGUUGUUGUUGUUGUUGCUGUUUUGUCUAGUUUACAUUUACAUAAAUUAUUUCAGAAGCCCAUUUCCAUGAGGCAGAGGAAGAAAAUAUGUUAUUGACAAUAUCUUAUAAUAAUGACUCCUUUUCUGAAAAUAUGGACAUAGUAUCUUGUAAUAAUGACUUACUUCCUCUGGAUAUUGACAUAAUAUCUCAAAAUAUUAACUUCAUAUCUAAAAAUAUUGACAAUAUUUUAAAACAAUGACUUAGAAUCUCCUAUCAAUGUUCAAAUAUCAAUAUUUUCUCAGGAUAUUGACUUGGUAUCUCAAAACUUUGACUCAAUACUUCAAAACAAUUACUUUUUUUAAAAUGACUAUAUAUUAAAAUGACAACUUGCUUUCUUAAAAUAUUGACUCAAAAUAUUGACUUUUCUCAUUUGAAAUAAUACACGUUAUUUUCUCAGAAUGGAUUUGCUAGAUCAAAAUAUUGAUAUUUGAGCAUGUCUCUCAAUAAGGAAGACUCAUAAAACAAGCACUUACUUUCUUGAAAUGUAAUAUUUAUCGCAGUAAAUUUAAUAUUUGUUUUGACAUGGUAUCUCAACAUUUUGAGGAAAGAAGACAUUAUUUCAAGAUGCUAAGUCAAUAUUUUGACAUGCUGCUGCAGAAGAAGGAGGAAAAAAAACAUUAGAUUUUUUUUUUGUUUUGUUUUUUUGUUUUGGGCCUGCAUAAAUUACAGACUGGCGCGAGUGCUGGAUCUGUAUUUAUGGUUUAGUUUACCGUAGGGACGCACAGGGCAAAGAAAAAGGCUGUGUUUCUGUCUCUGUCCUUGAUGUUUACGCCCAGAUAGGUAUGGAAAUACACAAAGUGGUUGCUGUGAAAAUAAACGGUAUUUCCAUUUGGAUCUUCUGAAAUUUGCCACACAGUAAACAAGAGGUUAAAAACGAAGGCAUACUGUCCAGACACAAGCUGAUUAAUCUAUUAUCUUACCAGCCUGUACUAAUAUGGCUACAGUGAUUUUUUUUUUAUAUAUAUAUAUAUAUAUAUAUAUAUAUAUAUAUAUACAUAUAUAUAUAUAUAUAUAUAAAGUUGUGGUUAGUGUUCUAUUUAUAGAAUACUUGUGUGUCCCUGUGGAGUUCAGGCAUUAAUGGGCAUUUUAACAAUGUCCUUAACCGACUGCUAAAAAAAGAUGGCUGGGUUGUCUUACAUAAUCCUCCUUUGUGGACCUCUGUUAUUAGAUUUCUCUCUCUGAGGAGACUCAGACAGCUUCAGCACAUCGUCAUCUCAGUAGAAAGGAAUAGGUUUCUGCGGGUGUUUCUUCUUCACUGGAUUUUGUUGUUUGUUUUGAUUUGACUGUGUUACUUGACCUUUGCUGGACAGUAUUAUUGUCGGCCCACUCUGUGCUGUCGGGGAUUUUAUGUUCCUUUAAAGGACAGACGCUCUAAUAGAGGUCAUAGGCCUUUGGCUGUGUCACUGUGGAUACGUCGCCAUCUGUUGGAUGGAAAGUAGAGGCACACGUUUACAAAACCUGGUUCUUCAAGGGUCCUUUGGUAAAGAAAAAGGUUCUAUAUAGAACCAUGAGCACUCAGACAGCCCUCUGCAUGAUUAAAGGGUUCUUCAAAUUGAUGAAUAAUGUGCUGUAGAGGAUUCUAUAUGGUGAUGUCGAGCUCGUAACAAUAGAAGAACCUUUUUGGGUGCUUUAGCGAACCCUUUUCAAAAAUGUUCUACUGCAUAUAGAACCCUCUACAGCAUGUUAAUGCACAAUUUUCAUCAGUCUGAAGAACGCUUUCAUAAUGCAAAGAACCCUUCAAUAAACGAUAACAAAUGAAGAAUGAGAUGUAUACUCUUAAAAUAUGGUUCUUUAGUAAAGAAAAGGUUUUUAUAUAGAACCAUGAACAAAAAGCAUGAUUAAAGGGUUCUUUGCAUCAUGAAAGGGUUCUGUAGAUUGAUGGAAAUUGUGCAUUAAUGUGCUGUAGAUGGUUUUAUAUGUAGAUGUCAAGCUAAUAACAAUAUGCUUUAAAGUACCCUUUUCCAAAAGGUUCUGUAUAGAACCAUCUAUAGCACAUUCAUGAACAAUUUCCAUCAAUCUGAAGAACACUUUCAUAAUGGUCCAUUUUCUGUACUAAAGAACCCUUGAAUGACCAGCUUUUUAAGAAUGUACAUCUCGUUUAUUUAAUGUAUAACAGGUGGCCCUCUAUUUGUGAACAGGGUGGACUAAAACAUUGUAAUAGUUCUGUUUAGAAAUGCUUUUCAUCUCCAUCAUGUUUGCCUGACGGGUGCGGUUUAUAUAGACUAAUAUUUGCAUGAUUUGAGUGUGGAUGAAUGUUUAGGUAUUUCUUUUGGUAUUAGAGCACACCCUGCAAUGUAUUUGAGCGUGUGCCUCUGCAAAGAGCUCCAAAAAAGUCAUAUUGUCUAAGCGAUACUGAAUGCAACUUAUUGUCCUUUAGUGCCGACCCCUCCUGGUCUGUGAAUAUUACCUGCAGAAUUGUGCACUUGUUUCACCAGCUUGUGGAAAAGUUAUUUUGUUAGGGAAAUAAGCGUAAACAAAGUGGUGUCUGGCAACCGUCAACUGAUGUUAAAUUGCAAUGAACUCAUACAGAGUUCAUUUUUAGUGAGACCUGCUGAGCUAAAGUGGACUGUUGUCCGUUUGGAGUUAAAUACCUCAGUCAUUAUAAUGACCUUUAAAAUAAAUAGUGGUUUAUCGAGUAAGACAGGAUGUUCUUAAUGCUGGUGACCAGUGAGUAUCUCCGAUAAAUCACCUUCCACAAAGCAAACAAACACGAACAAACCUAAACACUAGGUGUGCCAUUUCUAGAAUGUUACCUUAUUCCUUUUGGUGUAUUUGCCUUAAAGGGCCCAUGUCAUGGAAAACGUUCCCUUUGAUGUUGUUUGAUGUAGUAAGUAAACAUUGUUUAUUUCAAAACAUACUGUUUACUCCUCAGUCAGUCACACAAGCCAUCCUAUUUACACAAAUGCAACAGCAGUUGAGCCCCACCCACUCACACUGGAGCCCAAAUGAGGCACAGUACAGGGCAUCCAAUCAGGACAAGCUCAUUUACAUAUAUCAGUCUUAAAGGCACAGUAACAAAAACAGCCUGUUUUAGAUGAUGAAGAGAGUUUGAAAAUGAUCAUUUGAAAGUGAAUUAUGACUGUUUUUGAUACAUAAAAUGACACAAAUAUCUUACGUGGACUUCAGGGGGUAAAAAAUAAAAAGUGUGAUAUGGGCCCUUUAAUUGACACUUUAUUUUGAUGGUUUCUUAUAGAUUAUCUGCAAAUGUUCUAAUUGUUAACAAGAUUUAUUGUUGUUGUUGUUGUUGUUGUUGUUGUUACAAUGUUCAAGCCGAGUUUUAGUUUGAGGUUAUAGGGGAGUUCCGCCAAUGUCUUAAAAUGUCCAGCUAAUCAUAUCUAAAGGUGUAAACGGAGUUAUUCAGAGAGGUUCUCAGUUCUAGAGAAACUUACCAAGUCAGAAUUGUUCACAGUGGUGGUGAUGGGAACCAGACGUCCACCUCUAACAGCCCCCUCACAGAAAGUUAUUACAUGAAAUGGUUAUGAAUGCUCUGUUUGAUAUGAGACAUUGUUUUACGAUAGUUUAGAGAAAGUUUUGGCUUCAAACUUAUAUUUUAUUUAUCCAUUCUUGUUGAAAAACAAUUUUUUCAGAUUUUUUACUGUAUCAUCAUCAUCAUGAUUCCAUAUAAAACUCAGAAGGCACGUGUAGGUUCAGUUUCACGUGUGGUUUUGGACGGUAAACAAAAUGUCUAUAUUUGUGUUGUGUUCGUGACAACACCUGGUUCCUAUCAGCACCACUGUAAACAAAUCUGAGCCAUUUCACACCAAACCAUUCUGAAUCACUUUACAUCACAGACACCUGAAUUAUGCAGAAAUUAUUAAACUUUGUGGAAUUUCCCUUAAAGAUUACAGUGAGUGUUUGAUUUAGUAUUUAAGAAAAAGUUGAAUUUAGUACAUAUUUAUUAUUUAGUAGAUAUUUCAUUGAAUGUCUAUUAAAAACAAUGUGAGCAUCUGCAGAAGAUCAUCAAACUAAAGUCAUACCAUCAGUUUAUUCUUUUUAGUAUUAGUUUACAUUAAAAAGCCAACUAUAAGUGCUGGUGUUUGUUUGGAGCUGUUAUUCUGAGGCAGAGCUGGUGUGUGUGCGUGUGUGUGUAUGUGGUGGGGGGAGGUGAUGUAAUGCAGUGUGGGCAUAGCAAGGGUGAGGAGGGGUUUAAUUGGAGACUUUUCUCCAGUGGGUUAGAGCACAAAAUUGCACUGAAUGAUUUUGGAUACGCUGCCUUCUGUGUGAUGGCUUCUAUGUGUACAGUUACCUGUGUCAGUAAAAUGUUGGAUGUAAAUAUUUAUUUUAUAAUAUUUAUGUAUUUUACAAUCAUGAAGAGGCUGGCUCAAUAUACCGUGUUGAGAAUGUCAC
This is a messenger RNA of Pygocentrus nattereri (red-bellied piranha), 7345 nucleotides long. RefSeq names its product solute carrier family 35 member E4 (gene slc35e4). The record is from RefSeq and is a predicted model, not a curated record. Gene Ontology annotation, molecular function: antiporter activity. Bases 156 to 2351 code for a protein of 731 amino acids. Gene Ontology annotation, cellular component: Golgi apparatus. NCBI's taxonomy places the organism in Eukaryota, Metazoa, Chordata, Actinopteri, Characiformes, Serrasalmidae. The transcript has 3 exons.